AUGGACGACAAAAAGCCCGACAAUAUGGAAGCCCUUGAACCCGUGAAAAGCGUGGUCCAAGGCACUGUCGACAUACUAGCCAGCAAUGAGGUGGUUGUUGACCAGGCCAUCGAUGCCAUAGGGAUGGGUCGCUACCAGUGGGAACUGCUCUUCUCGUGCGGUUUUGGCUUCCUUGUCGACCAGAUGCUCUUAAUAUCAACCACAAUUAUUAUGCCAAACUCGGCAAAGGAAUUCGGUCCCAAGUAUCAAACCCUCCUCUCGGCUUCCUUAUACGCAGGCCUCUUCGUGGGCGCCGUUGCUUGUGGGCUUCUUGCAGAUAUAAUAGGCCGGAAGCUGGUAUGGCAGCUAUCAAUUUUUGGCGUCUCCAUCGUGACCCUGCUGGCGGCGUCGUCUCCGAACUGGGCAGCGUUGAAUGUCUGGACCUCGCUUUGCGGGUUGAUGGCAGGUGGCAACUUGGCCAUUGAUCUAACUGUACUUGCUGAGACUCUCCCCCAGAAGUGGGCAUUUCUUCUCACUGGCCUUGCAUGCGUCUGGGGCCUUGGGAGUGCCACCACCGCUCUUAUUUCAUGGCCUCUUGUCGUCACAUUCUGCUGCCCCAAUGGAACCGCCCCGGAGACGUGUGCCCGAGCUGAUAACAUGGGCUGGCGAUAUAUCGAUGUUGUUCUUGGCGGUUUAUGUUUGAUCAUGUCCAUUGUCCGGUCUUUUGUUCUCGGAAUGCACGAAUCCCCAAAGUGGCUCGUUAAUCAAGGUAGGGUUGACGAUGCCGUGAGGGCUCUGAACCUGAUUAGCUCCAAGAACAAAGCUGAGUAUACCGCGGAGCUUCAGCACUUCAGUAACAUUCCUCAGGACCAGACGCAGAAGCCUACAUGGCUUGAGGAAAUCGGUUCAAUUCGAGAGUUAUUCUAUGGGUGGAAGAACAUCCGCCUGAUGGGGACCAUGAUAUUACUCUGGGCGUUCGUCGGAAUAUGCUACCCCCUCUACAACGUAUUCCUGCCCUACUACCUCGAAGCCCACGGUGCCAAUUUAGGCGACGGCAGUAACUACCAAACAUAUCGAGAUCUCACCAUCUCCUCCGUAGCAGGAAUCCCCGGGCCACUGCUAAGCGCAUACUUCGUCCAGCUCCGAAAGGUCCGUCAUCAAGGAGCACUCUUCAUAACAGGAUGUAUCUGCGCUGUCUUCGCCGGGCUCUUCACGCAAGUGCGCACUGAACCCCAGAAUAUCGGGUUCUCGUGCAUGGUCAACUUCUGGCUUAAUGCAGUGUAUGCUGUUGUUUACGCGUAUACACCAGCGUGUCUAGCCACGAAACACCGCGGCGUCGGGUGUGGAUUGCUCAUGGCGUGCGGGCGAGUCGUUUCUAUCUCUGCGCCGUUCAUUGCGACCUUCGGGGACGUCACUUCUGGUGUCCCGCUUUGGGUUUCCUGUGCGAUGUAUGUGGGCAUGGCCUUCUUGGGGCUUGCCUUGCCGCGCAUUAACUAG
Molecule: messenger RNA, 1476 nt
Organism: Aspergillus puulaauensis
Lineage: Eukaryota; Fungi; Ascomycota; Eurotiomycetes; Eurotiales; Aspergillaceae
Exons: 6
Coding region: 1-1476 (491 amino acids)
Biological process (GO): transmembrane transport
Molecular function (GO): transmembrane transporter activity
Source: RefSeq, a predicted model, not a curated record